GUUUUCCAUCUCGCAUUCGGUAAGCGGCAGUUCGCCCGACAAGUCAAAUCAAUAACAUAACCUAAAAGUAGUGUAACAAAAAAGAAAAAAAAGUCACCGAGUCGGCCUAGGAGAACAAUUGAAAGUGUCUUAUUGUAAAAAUGUGUCCCAGUGCGACUAGUGUGACGCGGACUAGUGCAUAAACAAGUGCAAGUUCCUUUUUGGGAUUAUUCACAAUGUGCCUACUCGGAUGGUGUCCUCAAGGAUUAGGAUUAGAAGACUGAUUGUCCCGGGCAUGGCAUAUGCCUGCAAUGUUAGGCUGUAGCACCGUAUGCCCCAAUUGCAAGCACCAAUUCACGUGCUGCGCCCCGGUGCCGCCAUGCUGCUCGUCGCGGAGGUCUAUCCACGUCCUUUCCGGUGGCGGUAUCGUUCCGCCGCUCUCCCCGCAAGUGUCCCCCAGCGUGCCCCUCACCUUCGAGAUGCCCACCGUAGGGGGCCCUCUCGCGCCGCCCCCGGAGGCGGCCAAGCCCGAGACCGAGCUCGCGCGCCUCUCGGACAUCGUCAAGGCUCUGCGCCAAUCCGGCUGGUACUACGAGGGCCUCACCUUCGACAAGAGCGAUAAACUCCUCAAAGACACCAAAGUGGGCACCUUCCUCGUGCGCAACUCCUCCGAUCCGCGCUUUCUCUUCUCGUUGAGUGUGCAAACGGAUCGCGGCCCCAAAUCGGUCAGACUCUUCUACAUCAACGGCUAUUUCCGGCUCGACGCGCAGCCCCAUCUGCAGGCCUCCAUGCCCCUGUUUCCCGGCGUCAUCGAGCUGGUGCAGUACUACGUGCGGCGCCGGAAGGACACCCAGGUGUGGGUGGACCCCCAGGGGAAAUGUCUCUCGUCGAUUUACCUCGACCGGCCGCUAAGGCGGGAGGCGACGCCCCCGAGCUUGAAACACCUCGCCAGAUUGGCCAUCAACAAACAACUCCGGGACACGUCCGAAAUCCGGAUCUUCAAAUUGGGGCUGCCCACCUCGCUCGCGGUGUUUUUAGCGGAGUACCCGUACUCGCUCUAGUGGCACCAAAGACUCCUCGGUACCGUUUACAUACCGACCUUCAGGGAACACCAAGAAAGUAUUCGAAACCGCGCUUAGAUAGGGUAACAAAUUAGGGGCAAGUAGGGUUCUGGUACCGCCCCCCACCAAGCUUAAUAGUAGUGGGGGUACCAGCCUCCUACGUCCCCCCCACUCACCGAUUUCUGUUUGUUAAUCGAAACGUACGUAAGCCAUAUUGGCUAAUGUAGCAAAAAUAAUGAUUGUUAAGAUUUUAUUACGGUAUAUUUUUUUAUAAAACGAAAAAUUACAAAAAAAAAAACACUAGAUUGGGAUCGUGGGCCGAAGUUUCAAGUUGUCAUUGGUUGUUGCUACGCAACCGCGACCCGCGCAAUUUGAAAUUUGCACAAUCGAACACACGAAGGGCCUUAAUCUCUAAUUCAACGUCUAGGUGUAAUUCCCCCUCCCCCAUAGUUAUAAGAAAUUUAGUGUCUUGAAACAGUCGUACCAACCAUAAACUUGUAUUAUAUUUUUAAGUAUACUUAGUUGUACUAAAACUUACUAGAGCCUGGCCUCUGGACAAUCAUCCUUUUUUAGAAUAGCAAAACUAGUCUGAACAAAACAAUCAUUGUUGAAUUUUUUUUUUUAAACUUUGAGAUUAACAAGCAGGAUGAUAAUGUUUUAAUCUGAAUGUAUUUAUAUAUUGUUGUAAACACGCAUGAGAGGGAGCGAUUGUAUGUUUGUUUUAGUUUAAUUGACGAAUGUAUUUAUUUCUCUAGGAAAUUAUUAAAUUAUUUAUUAUUA
This is a messenger RNA of Tribolium madens (black flour beetle), 1820 nucleotides long. RefSeq names its product suppressor of cytokine signaling 2-like. NCBI's taxonomy places the organism in Eukaryota, Metazoa, Arthropoda, Insecta, Coleoptera, Tenebrionidae. Gene Ontology annotation, biological process: phosphatidylinositol phosphate biosynthetic process; intracellular signal transduction. Bases 282 to 1040 code for a protein of 252 amino acids. The record is from RefSeq and is a predicted model, not a curated record. Gene Ontology annotation, cellular component: phosphatidylinositol 3-kinase complex. The transcript has 2 exons. Gene Ontology annotation, molecular function: 1-phosphatidylinositol-3-kinase regulator activity.